Messenger RNA from Phaedon cochleariae (mustard beetle), 1902 nucleotides. The record is from the annotation of a GenBank genome assembly. NCBI's taxonomy places the organism in Eukaryota, Metazoa, Arthropoda, Insecta, Coleoptera, Chrysomelidae.
CUUACUUUGAAAGUUGUUCCUUCACUUUCGUAUAGCAGUUUAUUACAGCUCACAGAAUGAGAAGCUCAAAUAUAUGAUACCAUGACCUUAACCAUACACGUUUUUCAGAUUUCAAAGAAUAAUAAACACAUUUAAUCACUUAGUUGUGACCAGAGUGGAAGAUACGAUGGGUCAUCAUCUGUUGUUGCGAUAAAUAUGUAUAUUUACUGAUGUUUCAGUAUCCUCAUGUUUUGAUUUUCCGACUGUAAAAAAACCUAAUUUGACUCGAGGUUUGAAAUUUCCAUCAAGCUUUGCCAUAUCAAUAUUCACACACUUAUUAUUUAUUUAUAUUUUUGAUAACUUGAGAACUAUUAGCAAACAGUGCUGUUAUUAAAAAAAAAAAAUGCGAUGCAGGUGAAUAAUCAUGAACAACGACAACCACUGUUAGCGAAUAAUUGUUAUUCGAGUUACACCCAGCAAGAUUUUUUGUUACCAGAAUUGAAAGGACCCUCCAUAGGAAUCAGACAUGUACAAGCGAUGCUCAUGUUUCUCCUGCUGGCUAUCGGGAUUGGAAUGCGAGUGCAUAUGUCGGUCGCAAUUGUUGCCAUGACAGAUAACAGUACUAGUUCUAAUCCAGAUGUACCGACUUAUGACUGGGACAACAAAAGCGUUAUCCUAUCGUCCUUCUACUGGGGCUACAUCCUCCUACAGCUCUGGGCAGGAGAACUGGGCCGGACUUUCGGCACCAAAAAAUUCCUAGCCGGAGCGAUGUUCGUCAACUCGACGGCCUGCCUGCUGGUGCCGAUCCUGGCCAGCCAAUUGGGCUCGUACGGCGUCAUGGGGUGCCGGAUGGUCCAGGGGAUGGCGCAGGGGUUCUUUUACCCCUCGAUAUACAAUGUGCUGGGUCGGUGGAGUCCCAAAGAGGAGAGGUCCACGUUGGGAGCAUUCGCAUUGAGUGGUAAUGCGUUUGGGACAAUUCUAACUAUGCCUAUAGUUGGUUUUAUGUCUGCUUCUUCAUUUGGGUGGCCAUCUACGUUUUACCUUUUCGGCGUACUAGGAUUCUCAUGGAUGAUUCUGUGGCUUUAUUUUGGAUCGAGUAGCCCUUCAGAGCACGGAAGCAUCACCGAUUUUGAGAAGAAAUAUAUUGAGGAUACAAUGGGAGACCAAGACUCGAAUCAGAAGAAAGGAGCACCCUGGAAAGCAAUAUUGACCUCGGCUCCAGUUUGGGCAAUAGUGUUUACUCAUAUUGGACAAACUUGGGGAUAUACGACGUUAAUAACUGAAAUACCUAACUAUAUGAACAACGUAAUGAAGUUUGACAUGAAUUCGAAUGGAGUUUUGUCUGGUUCGCCCUACCUCAUUUAUUUUAUCUUGACCUGUUUUUGUGGAGUCUUGGCGGACUACACCAUCAACAAGGAAAUUUUAUCUAGAGCGAAUACAAGGAAAAUUUUCACGACAACAGCUAGCGUUAUUCCUGCAGCUGCACUCAUGAUCCUCAGUUUUCUUCCGGACGACUCCAGAAUCCUUUCUGUGUCGAUGCUGAUGGUCGCAGUGGCGUCCAAUGCAGGAAUAAAUGGAGGGUUCAAUGUUAACCACAUUGACUUAUCUCCAAAGUAUGCUGGCAUCCUUGUAGCUCUAGGCAACAGUUCCGGAAACCUAUUUGCCAUAUUGGCACCUUUACUUGUGCAGAUUAUUGUAACGGAUGAGACUGACAAAUCCCAGUGGAGGAUAAUUUUCAUAACUUCGGCCCUUUGGUAUUUGGCAUCUAAUGUGAUCUAUGUCCUAUUUGCUUCUGGAGAUAUUCAGUGGUGGAACGACGAUUCAGAGAACCUGAAGAAGAAUGAAAGUGAUGAUGUACCUGAAACUAAAAUUACCAAUAUCUCAACUAUCAUGAAAAAUAUAUGAUUAACAACAUAUUAGGAU